Messenger RNA from Penicillium riverlandense, 309 nucleotides. RefSeq lists its product as uncharacterized. NCBI's taxonomy places the organism in Eukaryota, Fungi, Ascomycota, Eurotiomycetes, Eurotiales, Aspergillaceae. The record is from RefSeq and is a predicted model, not a curated record. Bases 1 to 309 code for a protein of 102 amino acids. The transcript has 2 exons.
AUGAAGCUGUUUCUUCUCUGGGAGUUCCAUCGACUGCCUCGACUGUUGAGGACUCCGACCUACUCUGGUUUCCUUCCUCCAGGGCCCGUCCUUGCCCACCUGGAGAGCGACGUUGGCCUCGGUGUUGCGGCGCACGUCCAUGGUGUCCUACGUGAACAGAUCCACAUAAUUGGGGAAGAUGAGUGCGAGGAUACAGCCUACCACGGAGAUUGCCAUGGCGGUGCGGGGCGCAUCCCUUCAGCCCUGCGUCAUGGCGUGAAACUCGCCGCAUACCUGAGCAAUUCGGGAUUUGGCCAGUCUCGGUUUUAG